Molecule: messenger RNA, 1173 nt
Organism: Prunus dulcis (almond)
Lineage: Eukaryota; Viridiplantae; Streptophyta; Magnoliopsida; Rosales; Rosaceae
Product: zinc finger protein ZAT5
Exons: 2
Coding region: 199-1128 (309 amino acids)
Source: RefSeq, a predicted model, not a curated record
UUGCUUCCCUUCAUUGCUCUCUCUCUCUCUCUCUCUCUCUCUCUCUCUCUUUCUCUCUUACUCUCUCUCAGCCUUUGCCUUUCUUACUUCUCAUCAAACACCUUUCAUUUCUUUCAUCAAACACCUCUCUCUUUCUUUAUUUUUCUCUCUAAGCUAAGCUCUUGGUCGGAAUCAAGUUCUGGGUUUUGGUCUGCGAGUAUGGAAGGCCAAGAAGAAUUGGUUUUGAGCAGUGAUCAAGCAUCCCAGAUGAUCAUGAUCAAAGGCAAGCGCACCAAGCGCCCGAGGCCUCUGUCCCCGAACUGCGUCGUGGCUGCGGGGACGUCUAGCUCAUCAAGCGCCUGUGGUGGUGGUGGUGCUAUGGGAGGAGAUCAUGAGUAUAAUUAUUAUGGUAAUUCGUUUACAUCGCCCACAACUUCUGGUGAGAUCUAUGAGAGUACUGAGGAAGAAGAGGACAUGGCAAAUUGCCUAAUUCUCUUGGCUCAAGGAGAUCAUGUGACUGUUAACCCAAAGCAGAUCUUUGAGCAAAGACUAGAACAAACCAGUAACAUGGGCAAGGCUGGUUUCUUUGUCUAUGAGUGCAAAACAUGUAACAGAAGCUUCCCUUCAUUUCAAGCACUUGGUGGCCACAGAGCAAGUCACAAGAAGCCCAAGGCCAUGAGCACAGAGGAUAAAAAGCCAGCGCCAGCCCAUUUCAUCCCAGCCUCCACUUUUGAGGAAUUUGAAGAUCAAAGCAAGCAGUUCAUCAAAUAUAAGAGCAGCCCACCUCCUGCAAUUUCAAGCCAAAUAGGAAGCAAGCCCAAAAUUCAUGAGUGUUCAAUUUGUGGCUCUGAAUUCACAUCUGGGCAAGCUCUUGGUGGACACAUGAGAAGGCACAGAGCAGCAGCAGCAGCAGCCAACAACAGUACUAAUCAUGUGGUGGCUUUGCCUAGCAAUAUUGGCACAAGUACCAAACUGCAGAGAACUGUUCUUCCACUGGAUCUCAACCUUCCUGCACCAGAAGAUAAUGAUCAUCAUCACCACCAGCUUCAUCAUCAUCAUCAACACCGUGACUCUAAGUUUCAAUUUGUGCCUACCCAACAAACAACUCUUGUCUUCAACGCCCCUGCUUUGGUGGAUUGUCAUUAUUAAGAGAGAGAGAGAGAGAGAGAGAGAGAGAGAGAGAGAGAGAGAGAG